AUGGCGCCUCCGGGAUCCAUCAGCAACCUAGACUGGGAACCCAGUUUCGACACCAUCGCCGUCCAUGGCGGACAGGAACCCGACCCGAUCAACGGCUCCAGAGCGGUGCCCCUCUACCAGACUGCAGCAUACAACUUCUCCGACGCCGCAGAUGGAGCGAGCAAGUUUGCGUGGUCGAGAGAAGGGUACGUCUACACGCGUAUGGGCAACCCCACGAACACCGUCUUCGAGAAUCGGAUGGCUAUGUUGGAAGGUGGCAGUGGAGCCGUGGCGACGGCAUCGGGCCAUGCCGCACAGUUCAUGGCUAUAACACAAUGCUGCGAGCCAGGACAUAACUUCGUCAGCACCAGUUGGUUGUACGGAGGCAGCUUCAACCAGUUCCGGGUCUACCUGAGGAAGUUCAAGAUCGAGGUGAAGUGGGUGAUCGGCCACGAUCCCGCCAAGUUCGACGAGGCCGUCGACGAGAACACGCGAGCGAUCUACAUCGAGACCAUCAGCAACCCGAAACACAGUGUCCCGGAUAUUGAAGCCAUUGCCGCAGUCGCGCAUAAGCAUGGCAUCCCGUUGAUCGUCGACAACACCUUUGGCAUGGGAGGGUACCUGUGCCAACCCAUCAAGCUCGGAGCCGAUAUCGUCACCCACUCGGCGACGAAAUGGAUCGGCGGCCACGGCACCAGCAUGGGCGGGAUCGUCAUCGACGGCGGCCACUUCGACUGGAGCGCCUCGGGCAAGUUCCCGGGGUUCACGGAGCCCGCUGAGGGCUACCACGGGAUGCGAUUCUGGGACACGUACGGCAAGAAGGCUCUGGCGGCGAAGGUACGCAUGGACAGCAUGCGUGAUCUGGGCCCGUGCAUGAGUCCCUUCAACGCGUGGCUCUUCAUCCAGGGCCUAGAGACACUGCCUCUUCGAGGCAAGAGGCAUAACGAGAACACGCAAAAGCUGGCUGAGUGGCUGGAGGCACACCCGUGCGUCAACUGGGUGCUGUAUCCGGGGCUGAAGUCGCAUCCCGACUACGAGCUUGCGAAGAGGGUCUUGCCCAAGGGCGCAGGUGGUGUGCUGACCUUCGGAGUGGCCGGGAAAGUCGAAGAGGUACGCGCCGUGGUCGACAACCUGAAGAUGGCCAGCCACCUCGCCAACGUCGGCGACUGCAAGACCCUCAUCAUCCACCCGUGGGUUACAACGCAUCAGCAGAUGCCCGAUGAGGAGAAGAUCAAGGGUGGCGUCACGCCCGACCUGCUGCGCGUCAGUCUCGGUAUCGAGGACUUUGAGGAUAUAAAGAAGGAUUUCGAGCAAGCAUUUGCUGCCGCCGGCUUGCAGCAGGCCGACAAGUCGGGCGCGGAUCCGUUCUCGACGGCGAUGAAUCUGGUCAGUGGAGGGUUCAUGGGGAAGAUGUCGACGGGUGCCCCAAGACCCGGCACGGAUGGUACGGUGCAGCAUUGA
Molecule: messenger RNA, 1440 nt
Organism: Anthostomella pinea
Lineage: Eukaryota; Fungi; Ascomycota; Sordariomycetes; Xylariales; Xylariaceae
Source: the annotation of a GenBank genome assembly